Messenger RNA from Suillus fuscotomentosus, 798 nucleotides. RefSeq names its product small monomeric GTPase. Gene Ontology annotation, cellular component: cytoplasm; Golgi apparatus. Lineage: Eukaryota; Fungi; Basidiomycota; Agaricomycetes; Boletales; Suillaceae. Gene Ontology annotation, biological process: vesicle-mediated transport; intracellular protein transport. The record is from RefSeq and is a predicted model, not a curated record. Gene Ontology annotation, molecular function: GTP binding; GTPase activity. The coding region runs from base 96 to 659 and encodes 187 amino acids. The transcript has 7 exons.
CACGUGACAAGGUCGCCAGCUAAACGCCCCAGAAAUGGUACAUUUACUAUUUACACUAGUACGACUACUACAAAGCAAACUCACAUACUGAUUUCAUGGGUCUUACAAUAUCUUCCCUUUUCACGUCGUUGUCAUCGCUGGUACGAUGGAGCAAAGAUCAAGAUGUCCGUAUACUCAUGCUCGGCCUCGAUUCGGCCGGCAAGACGACAAUCCUGUACCGACUACAGAUUGGAGAAGUGGUUUCUACGAUUCCGACAAUCGGCUUUAAUGUAGAGACCGUUCAGUAUAAAAACAUUAAGUUUCAAGUAUGGGACCUCGGAGGACAGUCUAGCAUACGGCCAUAUUGGCGGUGUUAUUUCCCAAAUACAUCUGCCAUCAUAUACGUCAUCGAUUCUUCGGAUCAUGCGCGGUUGACGACGUCACGGAGUGAACUAUUGACCAUGCUUUCGGAAGAUGAACUCAACGGCGUGCCACUUCUUGUAUUCUGCAAUAAGCAAGACGUCGAAGGAGCACUGAAACCUGAAGGUAUCAGUGAACAACUUGGUCUUGCAGGUCGCGAGACGUCGAGACCAUGGAGUGUACGUGGAAGUUGUGCAACAGAGGGGACAGGUCUAGAGGAAGGAUUAGACUGGUUGGUAAAUGCAAUACAGAAAAAAUAGAACAUGUAGCCGUCCUCGUGCACGUACAUCUUCAUAGUCUCUGCAUAUUUCUUCUGCUCGUCUUUGGACAAUGGUAUACCCAUUGGUACAGCAAGCAUAAUUGUAUUUGUCCCAUAAUUUGCGCUAUAGAUUUGGAUUC